This is a messenger RNA of Cydia pomonella (codling moth), 1341 nucleotides long. RefSeq lists its product as uncharacterized. Bases 378 to 1178 code for a protein of 266 amino acids. Lineage: Eukaryota; Metazoa; Arthropoda; Insecta; Lepidoptera; Tortricidae. The record is from RefSeq and is a predicted model, not a curated record. The transcript has a single exon.
UCUAAGCUUCCGGUUCGGCAACUGUCAAGUAAUAACCGUUCUAAGUGUCGUCAGAAGACUUUUGAUAAAAAAUCAGUGCAAAAACAAGUGAUACAGUGUAAAACUACGAAAUACAUAUAGCUCGAAGCCCAAAGACUGUGAUUCACUAAAAAUCCGCGGACAACAGUGGGUUUUUUAAAGGAAAAUAGUGUUGAAAAGUGCAUCGCGAACCAUAUAUAACAAUAGCUAUACAUUAUAACCUAACGUGAGUCACUGAAGUCACAUCCGUCUAGUGACAGUGACAGCUGACGGCUAAUUCAGUGUUGCUAGUUAAAGAAACCGAAUUACUCAAAAAUAUAUUAUUCCUCUUCUACCGAUUUAGUAGUAACUGAAACAUCAUGUCAACAGAAACGAAACUCGAAACAUUAAUGAAGAGAAUGGAAGAAAACAUGGAUAUAUUAAGAAAGGACUUUGAAAAACAUACUAACUCGUUAAAAGAAAGUUUCAACACAAGCAUAGCAAGCACCAUAGAAGAAAAAUUAGCUCCACUAAUGGAAGAGAACUUAAAACUGAAAGGCGAUGUAACAGUGCUCAAGAACAAAGUACAUAACUUAGAAAGGGAAGUAAGAAAAAAUAACCUAAUACUUCAUGGUGUGGAAGAAUCAGAGCAAGAUGACACCGAAUUAUUAGAACUGGUUCUGCAAACCCUAAAUAAUCUAGCAAAAGAUGGAGAAAUAGAAAGCUUUGACAAGUGGGAAAUAAGUGUAGUUCGCCGGCUAGGUAAAAAGAGGGAUAAGAAACAUAGACCCAUACUAGUUAAACUAACCUUAGCGUGGAGAAGACUGCAAGUACUAAAGAAUGGCAAAAAGCUACCAGCAAAUACCUAUGUCUCCGAGGACUAUCCCAAAGAUGUCAUUCAAAUAAGAAAAGACCUGAACAUUAAAAGACAAGAAGAAAUUAAAAAAGGCAAAAUCGCUAUGAUAAGAUAUGACAAACUCAUAAUAAAAGAAAAAACAAAUCAAGAUAGAACCAACGAGAAAAGGAAACGAUCCCCAACAAAAUCACCAACAUCUGAUAAUAAUAACAAACAUAACGAAGAGGCAAUUCAGGUGGCCCCCACUAAAAUAAAUAAAACAAAUGCCUUUGCCAUCAUGAACCGUUCAAGAUCAAAUUCUUUAUCUUCAUCAAGCAAACAAUAGCAAUUACAGAAUAACAAACCCCGGAAGCUUAACAAUAACAAAGAAACAACAACAAACAAACGACAACAACAACAAAAGCAACAACAUGAAAACCAAACAUGCUAUCAAUGGAACCACUAUCAAAGGUAUACCACAUUAACAACAAAUUCAAAUGAGAACAAAC